CGCAGAAGCAGUUACCCUCUCGUAUCGUCCCGGGCUCCUCUCAAAAGAUCACAGAGAGAGAAAACGAAACGCCGCUCCCUCGCCUCAUCCCUUCCCUCCUCCUGCAUCCUACCUCCCUGGUGCCCGUCACGUUCACCACGUUCGCCCGCUCAUUCACCGGCGGCGUCGCCCAGCUCGGCCUCCCGCCGCCCACGGAGGCCAGGUCCCCGGGCCGCCCGCUCGGUCCGCCACGGAGGCAAGGAAUUGGUUCUUUUAGUACUUGACAGAAAUAAAUAUAUUCCAGGCAUGGUGGCGUCUUUAGACAAUGUGAGGGGCUUGACUUUAGCCAUGUCAUCUAGUGCAUUCAUUGGUUCUAGCUUUGUGAUCAAGAAAGUUGGAUUGAAGAAGGCUGGGGAUAAUGGGGUGCGUGCAGCUUCUGGAGGCUUCUCAUAUCUAUAUGAGCCGUUAUGGUGGUUGGGAAUGAUAACUAUGAUUCUAGGCGAGGUAGCCAAUUUUGCAGCAUAUGCAUUUGCCCCUGCCGUACUUGUUACUCCUCUAGGAGCUCUAAGCAUCAUAUUUAGUGCAGUGCUCGCACACUUCAUUCUGAAAGAAAAUUUGCACAUGUUUGGCGUUGUUGGUUGCAUACUAUGUGUUGUUGGUUCUGUUGGUAUAGUUUUGCAUGCCCCAAAGGAGAGAAAAAUUGAUUCUAUGAAGGAAAUAUGGCAUCUUGCAACACAGCCAGGUUUUAUUGUUUAUUCAUGCGUGGCAGUGGCCUGCGUUCUUUUUUUGAUAUUUCGGGUUGUUGAGCGCUCUGGGCACAGAUUGAUGCUUGUUUACAUAGCAAUCUGUUCAUUAAUGGGAUCUCUUACGGUUAUCAGUGUAAAAGCAGUUGCUAUUGCUUUAAAGCUAUCAUUUGGUGGAUCAAAUCAAUUCAUCUACGUCCAGACAUGGUUCUUCAUAGUAGUAGUCACUAUUUGCUGCUUGGUGCAAUUAAACUACUUAAACAAGGCUCUGGACUCGUUCAACACGGCUGUGGUUUCUCCUGUAUACUACGUGAUGUUCACCAUUCUUACCAUUGUUGCAAACAUGAUCAUGUACAAGGACUGGGCCUCGCAGACUGCAACGCAGAUCGCAACACAGCUAUGUGGGUUUGUGACCAUUGUCGCGGGGACUUUUCUGCUUCACAAGACUAGGGAUAUGGGAAAUCCACCACCACCACCACCUGACCAAAUGUGCCUGCAAGAAGCCGGGGAAUGUGCUCCACGGUCAAUGACCAGUUCUAGCUGAACACACUAAGAUGUCAAAAUCUCACAGCCUCUAUGGACUGAAUUGGAAUUUUGAGCUAUAUGGUGACCUUUGUAGAUAUAUUAGGAAGGAGUAAAGAUUGGAGUGCCCAGCAGUUGGACAUACCGAUGAAGUUUUACGUUUCUGCAAAAGAAAGAAUGAACUGUAUGAAGGCAUCGGAAUCUUGUGAAGACAUGAGAUUCAAACUAGCUACCUAACUUUGGUAAAUAGCUUGUUAUGCCAUUUUAAAACGAUCAUGAUGCUCAAGAGGCAGGGCGAAUUAGGCUUCUCUAUACUUUUUGUGAUAAUUAAACCCUAGUUACAAAUUUAACUUUACCCGAGUGUCCAAUAUAUGUACAAAAGCUUUAAA
Zea mays is the source of this 1633-nucleotide messenger RNA. Its product is annotated as putative magnesium transporter NIPA2. The coding region runs from base 286 to 1266 and encodes 326 amino acids. The record is from RefSeq and is a predicted model, not a curated record. NCBI's taxonomy places the organism in Eukaryota, Viridiplantae, Streptophyta, Magnoliopsida, Poales, Poaceae. Gene Ontology annotation, cellular component: membrane. The transcript has 9 exons. Gene Ontology annotation, molecular function: magnesium ion transmembrane transporter activity. Gene Ontology annotation, biological process: magnesium ion transport.